GAUGGAGCGUGCGGAAGGCACGCGCGCAGACAUACGGCACGGCAGGCGAGGACGAGAGCAAGAUGGCUAACUGUCAGACUGGAUCCUCCCGUUGGCGCGGCGGCAAGUGAGCGGCGAUCGAGUGUGGUGGAUUUUCCUUCGACACAGUGUAUUGUCGGUGUUGCGCGCGUGUACGCUACACACGUCAUCGUCGUCGAGCUCUGGAGACGCGAGUCGUACGCGAAAAUUCGCCAAACGUCAUCGCGCAUCGCCGAUAGACACACACGAGGGAUCGAGGGAUCGAUAUCACGCCGACGAUACUGGUCGCUUCCCGGAGCGCUUCCCCGCGAUGACGAUGACUUUUCUCGUCGCGAGUGCGACGGACUAAAUCGGGCGAGAACGGAUCUCCCGAGAUUCGGGAAUAGAUGGCGGACGACGACUCGACGAGAAAUCGGCUGGUGGUCGAGAAAUCGGCGCGCGGAUGACCCGAGUUUGGAUACAUCGACGCGUAGAUUUAUUUAUUACGUUCGUUCGAAAAACAUAGUCUUCCUUCCCCUCCCUUCUCCCCCCUUCUCCGUUUCUCUCUCUCUCUCUCUCGUUGUCCCAUGUGUGUCGCGCUCGGUUGCUCGGUCAGUCAGUCGGGUCUCUGUGUGUGUGCGCAUCGACGAAAUCCAUCUCUCUCUCUCUCUCUCUCUCUCUUCAUCUCUCUCCGACUCCCUAUAUAUCCUUCGCUAAACGCGCACUCGUUCGCGCGGGAGAAGUGAUGCAUGAGGAAAUCUCUUGGAUGAUACGUCCCGCGAUACAUGUGUUGGGAUGUAGACGAAGGCGAGAACGGGAGGAGGAGGCGAUACCUGCCCCGCUUCGUACCUGGUCGCUGGCGGACGAGGACGAGCGCCCGUAUUGGUAGACGGUAAUCGCACAACUCGCACUCUAUCUCUCUCUCUCUUGCUCAACAUCCACGGAGAACCAUGGCUUCUGGUGCAUCCUCCUUGGACAGUGCUGGAAGUAGCGAUGGUGCACUUAACAUGGAGGGGGAUAGCGGAAGUUAUGGCAGUGUUGGAAGUCCGGUCCGUGGCUCCGAGUGUCGUAGUGCGGAAUUUGACGGUUUACAGGCUCAAUGUGAUCAAGCGAUGCAUCAGCUUCAGCUGCUUAGGCAUAAGCACUCCGAUACCAUAAGACGGUGUGAGCAUACUAUGAAGGAAUUGGAGUAUUAUCGCGGGCAACAUAUAGCAGUCAUGAAUCAACUGGAAGCGACAUCCCAAGAGAGCUCCGCGUUACGGGCGAAAUAUAGUGAUCUCGCAAACGAUAAGCAACGACUUGACCGGGAGGUGCAGACCCUGCAGAAGGAACUGUCGGAAUUGCAGCGCAUACAGAACCAAGAUGUUCUCGUCGCCGAUGCCGCGAGCAACGAUGCUAUGAAUCAACAUUAUCUGUCUGCGUUACGAAAAUACGAAGCGGUUAAGGACGAAUACGAUUCCCUCAGAAAACGGUACGACGACUUGAUUGCGUCGCAUUCCUCUGCAGUUAAUAAGGCAAAGUUAUCGCAAGAGGAAGCUAAGAGGCUCAAGAAACAAUACGACAGCGUCUUGGAGGAGCGUAAUAGUGCGAUUCGCGAGCGUAACGGUUUGAAGCAGCAGUGCACCGCCGCGAUUCGUCAGUGGGACAUUGCCUUAAGAGAAAGAAACGAGUAUCGCGAAGCGCUCGCCAAGGUGCAGCAGCAGCACGAAGAAGCGGUAAAGGAGAUUAACCAGGCGAUGGUGCUGCGCAUGAAAGCCAGCAAGGAUAUGAAACGUCUUACUGAGGAACGAAACGCUGCCUUGCAGGAAUACAGUCUAAUUAUGGGAGAACGGGACACGGUGCACAAGGAGAUCGAAAAGUUGGGUGACGAUCUCACGCAAGCGUACACAAAAAUCACGCAUCUGGAAACGCAGAAUAAGCAGCUCAUGGAAGAAAAGAAAACGCUAUCUUAUCAAAUCGAGACGUUGAAGAGAGAGAUUGCGUCCGCCUUGCAAGAUAGGGACGAAGCUCUGAAGUUGUGCAAUGAGUUACAGCAGAAAUUCGGCGAACGCGAUUAUACCGGCGAAGGUUCCAACAGAGACUACAAACAUUGUUUGGAAUUGAACCCGUUUAGUCGCGAACGCGACAGUGUCAACAAAGAAGCGGAGAAGGAGACAAACACGAGGGAUUAUUCGACGCAUAAGCAGCGCAUGGACAAUUUGGAGCAGGCUAACUUGGAAUUGGAUAAACUCAGAAAGACUGUGGAUACGCUACAGGUGGAGCUCGAGGAGGCCAUUCAAGAGGCCGAAGUAUCGAAAAGAAGGAGGGAUUGGGCCUUCAGUGAGCGCGACAAGAUAGUGCUAGAGCGAGAGAACAUAAGAGGUUUGUGUGACAGAUUGCGAAAGGAACGCGAUCGUGCUGUUUCCGAACUAGCUGGCGCUCUGCGCGACUCCGAUGACAUCAAGAAGCAACGAAACGAGGCAUCAAAGGAGUUGAAGGAUUUGAAGGAGAAGAUCGAAUUUAGCGAUCAUGCUCUACGAACGAGCCAGUUGGCGCAGAUAGAUGAGAGUAAUGAUUGGGAGAUGAUUCCGAUCCACGUGGAGCCCGGUAGAAUCUGCUUAGAUUCGGAUCGCGACGAUCUCGGAUUGAUCCUCGUCGGUGGCCGCGAUAGUCCGUAUUAUCCAAACGACACCGGUGUUUAUGUCGCACAAGUGGCACAGGGUAGCGCCUUUGACGGUAAGCUACGACUAAACGAUUGCAUCGUGCGAGUGAACAACGUUGACUGCACAUCCGUGUCGACGCGUGUAAUCCUGGAGACUUUACGUUCGUCUACCAUGAAUCCGGCGACUCUGAUCGUGAAGCGGCGCCGGAUGACCAGACGGCCGUUGAGAACUACGCAGUUGUCGAUCGGCACAGUGCCACACGGCAUUACUUUAGAACUCGGAAUUUACAUCUCGAAGAUAUCACCCGGCAGUUUGGCCGCCAAGGAUGGAAACCUCGCCGUAGGAGAUAGAGUUUUAAACAUUAAUAGUAAACCGAUGGACACUGUUACUACGGCACACGAAGCAAUGGCAAUUUUAAACGACGAUACCGUAGAUGUGUUGACAAUCACGACAUUGAAGGGUAUUUCGAUACCCUCUGCCGCCAGCUCAGAAACAAUAGACGGCAGUUUUGCGGAGAAGCAAAAGAUGGUAAACAGUUGCUCGCAAACCGAGCAAGAAAGAAUGAUGUUGAAAGCUUCGUCAGACGACUAUGAGAGGCGAUAUUUGUCGAAUUUUGCCGAUCGAAACGUUUAUAAAGCCACAAAAUCCGUGAGCGGCGAAAAGUCGAGCGGCAUCAGCAACGCUUGGGACAACUUCCGUGAGAAGAUUGACAUAGUACGAGGACGCAAGCAUAGUAAGGAGCGCGACGACAACAACAAGAAGAAGGGCCAUCGCAAUUCUAGUCCAAAUACGUUCGAGCAGGAGCAGGACGCGAUAGCGGAGCUUGAUUCGGUGAUCGAUAGCUAUCACAAGAAAGCGAGCAACAGUAACAAUAACGGCGUACUGAAACGCAGCAAGCGACGCGGCACAGAGAAGGUUGAGAAGAACGGCGGCACGUGGCCGAAGGCGCGUGGCGUGCCCCUCAUACAGAAUGGGACCGGUACUAUAUUGCACCCACGCAAAUCGAAAGAGCGUUUUCCCCUCAGUGCAUUCUUACCGAAAUACGAUAAUUAUAAUUAUAAUCGUAUCUCCAAUCCUAUUUCCCUCACCAACUUUUCCAAUGUCAAUAAUCGUCAUACCGUUUACAAAGCAGUGGAGACGCCGCUACCGACCUUCACCAAGACCGGACAGCAGCUCUUUAAUCAGAAGUCGCCACCGUUUACACCGGCGGUGCAGUUCAAGGACAUCCCGAUCGACGGCGGCAGCAAAAAGCGACCGUCGACGGAAUUCGAGAGCAGCGCGUCGGAGACUGGACGACUCGGUUCCGCGCUGGCGCCGUCCGAGACUAGCAUCGACUUCUCGGUCAAGUCCGGCGGCGUCGGCCGCGAUCUCGACUCGUACUUCGCGAACAAACGUUCGCAGAAGUAUACGGCUGGCGGCGGCAGCAGCAGCGACACGCAAGUGACAACGGAUACGCUGCAGCACAAUCGCGUGCACUCGCAGCUUUAUUCAUCGGGUAUUGGCGGCUCCUCUACGUCCGCUGCGUCGACCACCAGCGGUCCGGCGUCGCGCCAACAAAUGGCACCCGGUAAUUUUCCGUUUCCCCCGUAUCAUCCGUACGCCACAUCGUCGCACUCCCAUCCGCAUUCUACGCAGCACCAGAAUCACUCCUUACCCUUGCGCUAUCCAUCGCCGCCUUCGCUGCCAUCCGCGCAAUCCGGCGAAUCGAUAGGCCUGCCUGACGCACGUACCUACUGUUUCGAACCCCCGUACAGUCCCGGACCGGGUUUGCAGAACACAGUGACCCCGGUGACUACCUUCGGCCAUCUGCACACUCCCUCUGUAGAUCUGCACUAUCACAAACCGCGCGCAUUGACGCUCGGUAUACCCUGCGACACUCCCACUCACGGACACGGAUACGAAGGCGGUACUUUGCCGAGUCGAAAGGAGGACCAGCGCAUCCGGAUACCGUCCAACACCAGCGUCACGUCCAAGAGCAGCGUCGGCAAAUUGUCCACCGGUAGUAUAGAGAGAACGUCGGAGCGAGGCAGUCCGAUGCCAACAUUCCACGUAGAAGUGUUGAGCCCGGGCACUAGCAGCACCAGUGGAACCGAGAGUAGCAGUGGUACUGUGAGAGGAAACAAUCAGCAUAAACGCGCCAGUAUGCCGGAUUAUUCUUGCUCGCAAUCGGGUCCAGCGCCCGGUGAGCUACGCAGAGUGCACAUAGACAAGUCCGUGGAACCGCUGGGCAUUCAGAUCUCGUGUCUGAAUAGUGGCGGUGUGUUUGUCUCCACCGUAUAUGAGCACAGCCUGGCAGAACAGGUCGGUCUGCAGAUUGGCGACCAGUUGCUAGAGGUUUGCGGCAUCAAUAUGCGGAGCGCAACCUAUCAGUUGGCCGCCAACGUUCUACGUCAAUGUGGUAAUUCGAUUACAAUGCUGGUGCAGUAUAGUCCGGACAGAUAUUUUUCUGCUUUGGCUUUCACGUUAUUCGGAAUACGUGUCUCAUAUAAACGGCAUUUUUAUUUGCAAGAAUACACCGAAUUAGAGGCGGGUUCGUCCUCGAGUUCGUCGGAAGCCGCCGACGGAGCCGCGCCCGGAACUCGCAGCGGUUCACCGACACCGUGUAACAGUCCGGAAGCGCCGCGAAAGAGCGUGAUGGAAACGUUGGAGCCUGAGGUACCGGAACGCGACACUACUACUAUUACCAUCACCACCACUGCCGCAGCCGCCACAGCCACCGCCGUCACUACCGCUGCGCCCGUCAUGAGUUCACUACGCGUCGAGCGGGACAUGCGACCGUCCGCCUCAUUGGAAGUGAGGGGCACGCAAGAACGACAACGUGAGAUGCGACCGUCCGCAUCGCUGGACAUCAACAUUCGCAAGCCGGAACUACGCAGUGCCGCCACUCUGGAUCGAUUGAGCCGCGCGCAGUUGCAGCGGCAAACCGCGAUGAGAAGUCCCACGCAGGAGGAGCUGAACCGGAAACCGCCACCGCCGAGCGGCGAGCCUAGAUAUCUGCUGAUCGAAACCAGAAAAUGCUCGAAUCUCGGUAUAUCGCUAGUGGGCGGAAAUGGCGUCGGUAUCUUCGUGCAUUCCGUUCAACCGGGUUGUCUUGCCGAGGAGGCCGGUCUAUUUACCGGCGAUAGAAUCCUGGAGUACAACGGCGUGGAUCUGAGACAAGCGACCGCUGAGCAAGCCGCCCUCGAGUUGGCUCGACCGGCAGAUAAGGUGACGAUGGUCGCCCAGUACAUGCCCGAGCGAUAUAACGAGGUGAAAGACAAACCGGGCGAUAGUUUCUACGUAAAGGCAUUGUUUGACCGAACCGGUGAGGUGGGCGAUAGCCUGCAGCUGCGUUUCAACAAGGAUGACAUUCUGUAUGUGGAUAAUACUAUGUUUAACGGCACGCCGGGCCAUUGGCGUGCUUGGAUAGUCGAUCAGACUGGCCGUAGACAAACUUGCGGGAUAAUCCCCAGCAAAUUUAAAGUUGAAGAAGAGUUGCUUUUACGGCGCUCUCUGGGCGAUUUAGAACAGGAUGCUGGCAAACGUAGUAACACAAGCGCAAGGCGAAGCUUCUUUCGACGGAAGAAGCAGCAACCACGUUCGUCCAGCAGUAGAGACAGCACUAAAGAACUGUCGUCACAUCUCACCGGAGUCAACUUGGGAUGGUACAGCGAUAGCGGCACGUUGAACGAAGAUACUCUUCCGGCUAGUUAUCAGCGCGUUGAGAGGCUUGAUUAUCCCACCUUGAGACCUGUGCUGAUAAUCGGCCCACUUAGCGAAUGUGUAGUAACGAAACUUCUGCAGGAUUAUCCGGGACAGUUUACUAGAUGUCUAGCGGAAGCAAUGCAUUGUUCACAGUCGACUUUGGAGCAAGGCUUGCGCGAUUCGCUCUACAUAGAUUACAGGAAAAAAGGCAGCUAUUUUGAAUGCACGACUGUACAAGCUGUUAAAGAUAUAUGCGAGAAGAAUACACACUGUAUUUUGGAUGUGUCGAUGGCUUCUAUCGAGAGGCUUCACAGACAUCAAAUUUAUCCUAUCGUUUUGUUGAUAAAAUUCAAGGAUAGAACGCAAAUUAAAGAGGUAAAAGAUUCCAGAUAUCCGAGUGACAAAAUCAGUACAAAAGCCGCGAAGGAGAUGUUUGAGCAAGCGCUCAAGAUAGAAGCAGAAUAUAAACACUACAUCUCUGCCGUCAUUCCGGCUGGUGUGAGCGUGGCAUAUAUAUGCACGCAAGUGAAAGCCGCGGUAGAUGAGGAACAGAGCAAAGCGCUGUGGGUUCCUAGAGGGGGUCCCUGACACAAAAGGGGGGGUCCCCACAAGCCGCAGUGGAAGUCAAUCUAAAUUCCACCAGGGGGCCCUUACGUCGUGCUCAUAUGCAAAAAGAUUUGCUACGCAAAAUCAAUUAUAUUAUUUAUGGUCUCUUGAUUUUCCGGAGGAGAACGCGACGCAGUCAAGAAAUCCUCCGCUUUACGAAGAACUUUUAAUUGUGCUAAUCGCUCAAUUUGGUUGUGAUAAUACGAGUUUCUACAACCCAUUUUGCUUUAACGCAUUUAGCUCGUUAAAUUAUCGCAGUAUGAAACAGUAGGUUGCGGAUAAGUUUGGCAGUACGAGGGAAAAUUUUAGACAAAAGAUUAUUUAUGCAGUAACUCCCCUAUCACUGCAUGGGACUGCUCAAUUUGUGUUUACGCUCAAGCAUGCGAGAUUAAGCUCGCCAUCACGUGUUUUAUCCAUGAUAUGAAGAUGAAAUUAAUGUGGAUGAAAAUACAUGGAAAAAAUAUAGGAGAAAUACUAGGAAUGAUUAGAGAAUACCAAAGUUAUAUCUGAGGCAAACUUAUCCGGAUUAUAUUGUAUAGGAGAAGUUUUUCACGACUACAAUAUUAACUCAAUUAUUAAGCGGAUAUGCAGGGUGCAUUCACUUCUCACGUAUCGACAUAAAACAUAACUGUCCUUGGAUCAAGAAUAAAUCGCGAAAUAUUACUUGCGUAAUAGAAAGAGAAGGAUAUAUAUGGUAUUGUAAUUAUAUCUAGAUUUAUCAUUACUUUUGCAGGCGAAAGUAACGAGAGAUGAGACGAAAAUUAUUAGAGGUAGGAACGUUUAUGCGCGAGAAGCACAAUACAUAACUGGAAAUAUUUGUGAGCAAACUUAGGAUUUUUUUUCGACAAUUUUUAGAUAUCUAUUGUGUUGUUUGAGAAAUUUUUUCGGUAAUAUUUUCUAAGAAACAACCAUCUUCUGAAACAAUACAAUACAAAUGUUUGAUAAGACUUUUAGAUUUUAUCCCAGUAACACAGAAUCCCAGUGUGCAUAUAUUUCUGUCUUCAUCCCUUUGAUUUUGUAAGCAGAAGAAAGUCGAGAAAUUAACUUUUUGUGCGUAUCCGUUUUAAUCAUAAAUGAAUGAUUUAAUCAUCGCAAAUUAUAGAGGAGAAGGAAAGAAAUAUGGUCGAUUAACGCUGGAGUGUACUUUUUGCAAAAAUACUACGCUCCAAUUAACUUGGUACGAUGGGGGAGGAGAAGCUAUGGGGUUCGUGCUAUAUAAAGUAUCAUCACGUUAUUGGUAAUUAAUAACAGUGAUCGGUAAUCCGAGAAACAAUGAUAACGAUAAGAGUAAAACAUCGCUGCCGUGCGGAAUCUCGAUAACGAGAUGACAUAUUUUUUUUUUGCCAACCUUGUUACUAAAUAGAUAAAGGAAUGUAAUAAAAUUUUGAACAACUGCUCAUACAUAUCGUCGAAGUUACGACGAGUUCAUCGUUCCUGCUAAUGUUUAUAAAUUAUUAUCCAAUGUUCUUGACGCAUGUUUCACAGAUAUAUGAUAGCACAGUUGAUAGCAACAUAUAUAUCUACAGUUAUGAGAUUUUAUAUUAAAACUAAUCGAUAUAAACGCGAAUUAUUAUUCAUUAGAAUUCGACAUUAUUAUUAUAAUGAUAUAAAAAAAAAUUUCGCUUUUUUAUGGUAAAUGCCAAAUUAAAAAAAAAAAUAUUGCGCCUUUUUCUGAAAGCGAACAUAUAGAUUAUAUAAAGGAUGAUGAUAAAAUAUGGAGCAUUUCUAUAAUUCAUAUGCAAGCAUGUUAUUAAAAGUUUUUGCUUUAUAAUAAGUGAUCUGUUUAGGUACAAACUGUAUUCAAAAAGGAAAUGCAAAUUAUAAGUUUUAAUUAUUUAAUUUUGAUAAAUUAAUAUCACAUAUGUGCAAUAUAAUUAAAAAAUAUUUUUGCAUCGGUAUUAAAGAGUUUUCAAAAAGUGCUUUUCCUAUUAUCCAAUUAAUUAAUACAUUUUUAAGAUUGAUAAUAUAUUAAAAUUAAUAUAUACGUUAUUGGGGAAGAUUAAAUUAAUAAAGAUAUAUACACACUAUAUGUCAUGUCAAUGUACAACAAAAUAUUCUUAUAUGGAUCUCAAAUGGAAUAAUGACAUGCCAACCAAUACUAAAAUUUACAUAUAUAUAUAUAUAUAUAUAUACACACACAUGUG
Messenger RNA from Cataglyphis hispanica, 9073 nucleotides. It is a transcript of the gene Dlg5, whose product is annotated as disks large homolog 5. The record is from RefSeq and is a predicted model, not a curated record. The coding region runs from base 948 to 6911 and encodes 1987 amino acids. The transcript is spliced from 14 exons. Gene Ontology annotation, molecular function: protein binding. NCBI's taxonomy places the organism in Eukaryota, Metazoa, Arthropoda, Insecta, Hymenoptera, Formicidae.